This is a messenger RNA of Danio rerio (zebrafish), 2895 nucleotides long. It is a transcript of the gene ift88, whose product is annotated as intraflagellar transport 88 homolog. Gene Ontology annotation, cellular component: extracellular region. NCBI's taxonomy places the organism in Eukaryota, Metazoa, Chordata, Actinopteri, Cypriniformes, Danionidae. The record is from RefSeq and is marked provisional.
CUAUCGUUGUCCAUCUUUGUAUCCUAGCAACCGAUGUGUUGCUCAGAGUCAGAUUAGUUAGCAGGCUGCAUCUGCUGCUGCUGGGCCAAGGACGCGGUUUUUGGGAGUAUUUCUGUUUAAUAAGGCUAUCAAUUAUCACUUUCCUCGAUGGAGAAUGUGCAUCUUGUCCCAGAGGAAGAGGAGGAUGAUUUGUAUACAGGCUACAAUGAUUACAAUCCCACUUUUGACUCAGAGGACCUUCACAAUGAUGUGGCCUUCCAGCAGGCUGUCAGGACAAGUCAUGGCAGGAGACCCCCAAUGACAGCAAAAUAUCCUGGCACUGCUAUUGGAGGGCGACCGAUUGGUACAGCUUAUGGGUCUCGAGUGCCUAUUGGCACUGCAAUGGGACGGCCAAUGACUGGAGCUGUUCAGGAUGGUGCAGCUCGUCCCAUGACUGCCGUUCGGGCCGCAGGAUAUUCUUCAUCAAUAGCUAGAGGCUCUGCGUUUGAUCCACUGGGACAGGCAAAAGGACCGGCUCCUCCAUUAGAGACAAAGAAUGAAGACACUCCAGAGGAAAAGAUAAAGAUCCUGGAAAAGAAGGUGAAUGAUUUGAUAGAGGAUAGCUGUCUUGCUCAUGCACGUGGAGAUCUUCAGGUGUCUCUAGAGAAAGCCAAAGAAGCAGGCAGGAAGGAAAGAGCUUUGGUGAGACAGAGAGAACAAACAGGCACUGCAGACCACAUCAAUCUGGAUCUGACAUACUCUGUGCUGUUUAAUUUAGCAAAUCAGUAUGCCAACAAUGACAUGUACACCGAGGCCUUGAACACUUACCAAGUCAUUGUGAAGAACAAAAUGUUCAAUAAUGCAGGGCGAUUAAAAGUGAACAUGGCAAAUAUAUAUUUCAAGCAAAAGAACUAUACAAAGGCUAUUAAAUUUUAUCGCAUGGCUUUGGAUCAGAUUUCAAAUGCCCACAAUGCAAUGAGGAUAAAGAUCAUGCAGAACAUUGGAGUUGUGUUCAUACACAUGGGCCAGUACUCAGACGCCAUCACAUCCUUUGAGUACAUCAUGACUGAGAGCCCUAACAUAAAGACAGGUUUCAACCUCAUCCUGUGCUACUAUGCCAUUGGAGACCGUGAGAGGAUGAAGAAAGCUUUUCAAAAACUCAUUUGUGUGCCCCUUGGAGUUGACGAUGAUGACAAGUAUAUCCCACCUAAUGACGACCCUCAUGCAAACAUGGUGAUUGAAGCUAUAAAGAAUGAUAAGCUUCACCAAAUGGAAAGAGAGAGGAAAGCACUUGCUGAAAAAUAUAUUAUGACCUCAGCCAAACUCAUUGCUCCAGCAAUCGAGAUGUCAUUUGCAGCUGGGUUUGACUGGUGUGUGGACAUGGUGAAGGGUUCCCAAUACGUGGAGCUUGCAAAUGACUUGGAGAUCAAUAAAGCCAUUACCUACCUAAGACAGAGAGACUUCAAACAGGCAGUUGAGACGCUAAAGAUGUUUGAGAAGAAGGACAGUCGAGUAAAAAGUGCAGCUGCCACUAAUCUUUCUUUUCUUUAUUUUUUGGAAAAAGAUUUUGACCAGGCUGACCGCUAUGCAGAGCUGGCCAUGAGCGCUGACCGCUACAACCCCGCAGCCCUCAUUAACAAAGGCAACACGUUGUUUGUGAAGGAGGACUAUGAGAAAGCAGCAGAGUUUUACAAGGAGUCUCUUCGUAAUGACUCAUCCUGCACUGAAGCACUCUACAACUUAGGUUUGACGUAUAAGAGGCUGGGUAGACUGGAGGAAGCUCUGGAUUGUUUUCUCAAACUGCAUGCCAUCCUCAGAAACAGUGCUCAGGUCAUGUACCAGCUGGCUAAUCUAUAUGAGAUGUUGGAGGACCCUCAUCAGGCCAUCGAGUGGCUAAUGCAGCUCACCAGUGUGACCCCUACAGAUGCACAGGUGCUGGCCAAACUCGGAGACCUCUAUGACAAUGAAGGAGACAAAUCUCAGGCCUUUCAGUAUUAUUAUGAGUCGUACAGGUAUUUUCCCUCAAACAUUAGUGUCAUUGAGUGGUUGGGUGCAUAUUACAUCGACACCCAGUUCUGUGAGAAAGCAAUUCAGUACUUUGAGAGAGCUACCCUAAUUCAGCCAACACAGGUGAAGUGGCAGCUUAUGGUGGCCAGCUGUUACAGGAGAAGUGGGAAUUAUCAGAAGGCACUUGAGACCUACAAGGAGAUCCAUCGCAAAUUUCCUGAAAAUGUUGAAUGUUUGCGAUUCCUGGUCCGGCUUUGCACAGAUAUGGGACUAAAAGAGGUGCAGGACUACGCCACCAAACUCAAGAAAGUUGAAAAAAUGAAGGAGAUCAGAGAGCAGAGGGUGAGGUCUGGAAGGGAUAGCAGUGCUCGAAGCCGCAGGGAAGGUAGCGCUGGCAGUGACAGUGGACAGAGCAACCAUGGCACCAGCGCCAAGAGUGAGAGGCUUAGCGUUAAACUGAAAACUCUUCCAGGAUCCAAUGAGCCGUAUGAAGCCAGUACUCAACAGGAAAUAGAUGCUUCUUAUGUCGAUCCAUUGGGGCCUCAAACACAGAGGCCAAAAACUGCAGCAAGGAAACGCAAUGAGGAGGAUGAGUUUGCUGAUGAAGAGCUGGGAGAUGAUUUACUGCCUGAGUGAGGAGAGCAGCAGGAGUCCAGUGGAAACAAUGAUCCAUCUUUAGAAAGUGCUUUCGUCUUCAUUGUCAGCUUAAACAACAGUACGGUAGCUUAAAAAAUACUUUCAUUUCAAUAUGCUGAACUAUAUUUGAUCAGAGAAGGCAUUAUCUUUAUAUAAUUCUAUUUAAGAAAUACACUACUCAUCCUGAAUUAUUUAUUUCAUCUGUUAGUUGUAUUGUAAAGAUAUAAACCUUUGUAUGACUGAAUUGUGAAAUAUUAAAAAGAAUGGUUGUAG